Molecule: messenger RNA, 1568 nt
Organism: Micropterus salmoides (largemouth bass)
Lineage: Eukaryota; Metazoa; Chordata; Actinopteri; Centrarchiformes; Centrarchidae
Product: G-protein coupled receptor 20
Exons: 4
Coding region: 26-1180 (384 amino acids)
Biological process (GO): phospholipase C-activating G protein-coupled receptor signaling pathway; positive regulation of Rho protein signal transduction
Cellular component (GO): membrane
Molecular function (GO): G protein-coupled receptor activity
Source: RefSeq, a predicted model, not a curated record
GUCAUUCAUCCAUCCCUUUCAACCAAUGGAGAGCCUUCACACCAACAUCAGCUCCACCUCCACCACUGAGCCCCUCCUGCCCCUCUUGACCCCUGACUCGAGCAACUGCAGCACCUGGGACCAGCGGUGGGGGCCACCGUACCUGCAUCGGUUAGCCCACCUGGACGUCAGGCUGUACCAGGACUUCUACGCUGUGUGGGUCUCUCUCAUGGUGUGCAACUGUCUGAUGCUGGUGGUCGGCGUGAUCCUCAACAGUCUGGCCCUCUAUGUCUUCUGCGGGGCCCACUCCUCAGCCUCUGUGGUUUACACCAUAAACCUCGCUGUAGCUGACCUGCUGGUGGCGCUGUCAUUGCCCGCGCGCAUUGCUCUGUACCACAGUGGAGGGAACUGUAUGGCCUGCUCUUACGUUCACACCUUCAGUUACUUUGUCAACAUGUACUGUAGUAUCCUGUUCCUGACAAGUAUCUGUAUAGAUCGGUACCUCGCUGUUGUCCAUGCAUCCAGCACUCUCCACCGGUGCAGGACCACAGGAACAGCCAAAUGUGUCAGCGCCACAGUUUGGUUCAUUGCAGUUGUGGUCACCUACUCGUUCCAGACCACAGCGUUGGAGUUCAGCUCCUCCUGUAUGCUCCUCCCUGCCCUCUUCUACUUAACCAUCCUUGAGUUUCUCCUCCCGCUGCUCGCCGUGGUGGGCUUCACCCUGCGUGUCGCCUGUUUUCUCUCCUCCAGCCAGGGCCCGAUGCCCCAGCAGAGCAGGGCGAGGAGGGCGCGGGCUGUCAGACUGCUGGCCACCGUGCUGGUGGUCUUCACUAUCUGCUUCACGCCUUUCCACAUCCGACAGGUGCUGGUUUACUUCCGGGUCAAAGUCGGAGGGGAGAGGCUCGGGGAAGGGGCGGGGCAUGUACUUGCUUAUCACAUCACAGUUACUCUGAGCAGCCUGAACAGCUGCCUGGAUCCAGUGGUUUACUGCUUUGUGACGGACAGUUUCAAGAGAGUGUGGAGGAGGAAGAGGGGGGCGAGGGAGGGCGAUGGGGAGGCAGGGCACACGAGUUGGGGAGAAGGUGAGAGGAAUUCAGUGAAUAAAUGUCCGGGUAUGGCACUGGCGGUAGCUCACAGCGUGGCCACACUCACCCUCACCAGCACUCCCCUGUCUGUGGCCAACACAGAACAGUCCACUUAAAGAUGGGUGACCCCCAUCGACAACUGUGAAUGGGACAGUCCAGAGAGACACCUGGAGAGAAAGACUCAUCAAGAGUACUGCAGAGAGAGAUUUGUAGGCUGGAAACAAAAAUGAACACAGAAACUCGUCAAAAAGUGAAAAUAAAUUUCUCUUUAUGGUGAACAAAACAAACCACUUCUAAGGAUAAACAACACUUCAACGACUGCCUCCCUUUGUCCCUCCAUGUUCUCAUCUUUUCGUCCCCCUGACCUUGCUUGGGUGUCAACUGGUGAGAAGGAAUAACGGACCACAAAAAGAUACUGAUGAGCUUGUAAUGUUGGAGAUCCAUGUGUCGGCUGAGACUGGACUCCAGAAUACCGAAAGACCUUGAAUUACACUGAGUGAAGAG